This is a messenger RNA of Adelges cooleyi (spruce gall adelgid), 579 nucleotides long. RefSeq lists its product as uncharacterized. NCBI's taxonomy places the organism in Eukaryota, Metazoa, Arthropoda, Insecta, Hemiptera, Adelgidae. The coding region runs from base 79 to 393 and encodes 104 amino acids. The record is from RefSeq and is a predicted model, not a curated record. The transcript has 12 exons.
AAUAUUAUAUUACUUUGCCAUUUGCCGGUUGUGUUUUCUUGACUUGAACGAAUUUUAAUUAAAACAGCGGUUUUAAGGAUGUCAUUCAAAUUAAGAAGUCUUAUCAGAAUGACAGUUUUGUCGUUUGUUAUUUUCGCUGUAAUUACAGCCGUAGACGGAACCCCUACCGUUGAUAGUCUAGAAGUAUGGCUUCAAAACGACAUAAGGAACACAUCUGGAAACGAUAGCCAAGAUAGAACUGGCGAGGAUGAUUAUCCCUCCAUUCCAAAUAACCAAUCCGAAUACGAAGACCAUACUGCUCUAACCGAAGAGGAUUCUAUCGAAAACAAUGGGAAUUAUAUGGAUGGAUAUGAGCUGCGCAAACAUAAAGGACUCAUUAAACAUCUAAAAUAAAUGUUAAACUAUUUUGAAAAGUAAGCUCGACGAUAUUGUAAAAGAUAAUACUGAAUCGUAUUUUAACUUCACUCGGUUUCCAAAAAAAAUUUUUAUUCUGUUGUAAUCCAUAUUGUAGUUUUUAAUUCAUAUUUUACUCAUAUCUUAUAAUAUAUUGAUAUUGCUAUUUAAAAGUAAUAAUUAUCU